This is a messenger RNA of Notodromas monacha, 1414 nucleotides long. Lineage: Eukaryota; Metazoa; Arthropoda; Ostracoda; Podocopida; Cyprididae. The record is from the annotation of a GenBank genome assembly.
GCGAAGUGGCGGUGUGUUAAGGCCGUUGAUUCCCUGAAAGUGACCGAUUUGAUUUUCAGGCAGUUUUUGAUAUCCUUUCAAAAUUUGUGGGUUAGGAAAAUGUUUUCGCCGGAUGUUUGGGAGCUCCGGCGGACAACGGCGGGACAGAUCGGCGAAUCCCAAGGUAAAACUAGUGUAUAUUUCGACGUUACUGCGGAUGGUGAAUUCCUGGGGCGUAUCGUGAUGGAAUUGCGAGCGGACGUGGUGCCUAAAACCGCCGAAAAUUUCCGAGCACUAUGCACGGGAGAGCGAGGUUACGGUUUCGAGCAAUCCCGUUUCCACCGCGUUAUUCCGAAUUUCAUGUGCCAAGGGGGAGAUUUCACGAAUAACGACGGUACUGGAGGUCGCUCCAUUUACGGCGAAUCGUUCGAUGACGAGAACUUCGAGUUGCUUCACAACGAGCCCGGUAUCUUAUCUAUGGCCAAUGCUGGGAAGAACACUAACGGGUCGCAGUUCUUUCUGACCACGGUUGACACUCCGUGGCUCGACGGAAAGCACGUUGUGUUUGGGAAGGUAGUCGACGGGUUUGAAGUGGUGAAAAAUAUCGAGAAAUAUGGUUCGGAAAGUGGGGCAACCGUCAGAGAUAUAAGGAUUCACAAAUGUGGUCAGCUGUAAUGAUCGCCUUUAUUCGUCCGUUAACCCUGUCCCCUAUUAUGCAUCGAAGUAUUUUGGAGGUAAAUUCUGCGGUUCUUCGCGCACGACUUUCGCUCUGAUUUACUUGAUUUUCGUAGUAAUUACGCGUGGUCGUCCAGUCAUCUAGAUCAAUUUUGCCAAAGGUGGUAUGUGGUGUUCGAAAACUGACGAAGCAAGAUCAACCGUAUCGUUUGACAACGAUGUGUUUCCCUGUGAAAUACGCCGUGAACUUACCAGUAAAGCUAGAGCAUAAGUUUUGCGAUUAAAAAAUCGAUCGUGUCCUUGACCUUGAAUACAGCGUCGAUUAAAUUUACGUCGUUGCUCAUUCGUUAUGCCCAUAGAAUUUCAAUGUGUUUAAGAUUAGUUUCAAUCCUCUUUCAAAAUGGUGCUAUUUACGAAAAACAAGAUGUAAUUUUCUUAAGAUACGUGACAUUUGAUUGUGGGAUUUUCCUGAGCGCUCUGAACGUAAUUUCAUCUAGCCACUGUUAUUAAGAAGGUCUUCAAACUCUGGAUUGUUUGCUCAUUCAUUCUGCCUCUGGAAAUUUGCGCGUGUUGAAGUUUAGUUCCAAUCUUCUUGCGAAGUGGUGCUACGUACGAAGAGCGUGAUGUAUUUUUCUCCAGAUAGGCACGGAAUACCUGAUGGCGGGAUUUUCCUGAGGGCUUCGAGCGUAGUUUUACCUCGCGAAUGUUAUUGACAAGCGAUCAUCGGAUUUAUGUUUCUGAAUUGCUCAUUAGUCGAAGG